CUACAAUCUCAAACAAACUCUUCUGCAAUCAGGCAUCUUUGUUUUCACUCGACACGACACCACACGCGUUGGCUCAAACUUACGCCGUGGAACGCUGGAAAAAAGCAACACCUUGAUACCUAUCACCACAAGUAUCAAACACGAAGAUGCAUCUUCCAACCAUUAUUGCGGCUCUGGGGCCCGCCAGCCUCAUCUCGGCCUACACAACCCGUUACAGUAAGAACUACUGCGAGCAAACCCGUACCGUGGUUACAGCAUACAGCAAUGGCUUGAACUAUUGCUACAACAUCGAUGGCGCAGCUUCAUUGCAGUUUACCGAUGUCGGCGCCCCCAAUAGAUGGAAGUGCAUUGCCUACGCUCAAUCCGGCUGCCAAGGCUCGAGACUAGAACUAUUUGGCGGUGGUAGUGCGGGCACAAGUUGCGCCAACAGCCCAAUCGGUUGGGUUUACUCUUACUCUUGUGUUUUAACGUAGAGGAGAGAUAUGGAUAGAGACUUGGUAGAUUUGGGUAGUGAUAUAGUGUCGUGUGUGGAAGAGAGUAGCAAUUUCUGAAUGCUAGAGACUAGAAAAUAACGCUAUGUCUAGAGCUUUCAUCUAAAUACCGCUCAGGGCUAAUAAUAGUACCUUGAAGGAAAGAACGUACCCUGUUCCUGUGACGAGAACGCCCCUAGACUUUGUCAGUCGGCAAAGCCGU
Messenger RNA from Colletotrichum destructivum, 693 nucleotides. RefSeq lists its product as uncharacterized. The coding region runs from base 147 to 473 and encodes 108 amino acids. The transcript has a single exon. The record is from RefSeq and is a predicted model, not a curated record. NCBI's taxonomy places the organism in Eukaryota, Fungi, Ascomycota, Sordariomycetes, Glomerellales, Glomerellaceae.